This is a messenger RNA of Nematostella vectensis (starlet sea anemone), 658 nucleotides long. RefSeq lists its product as uncharacterized. The record is from RefSeq and is a predicted model, not a curated record. Gene Ontology annotation, molecular function: A2-type glycerophospholipase activity. Gene Ontology annotation, biological process: arachidonate secretion; phospholipid metabolic process. The transcript is spliced from 3 exons. Bases 120 to 605 code for a protein of 161 amino acids. Lineage: Eukaryota; Metazoa; Cnidaria; Anthozoa; Actiniaria; Edwardsiidae.
UGUCACCUGUUUCUUCUCCAAGCUGAUCGUAUGCAGGGAGGCGGACCUUGGCGACCCCACUACACAUCGACCUCCUACAGGUGUGCCGCGUCUAUUUGUAAGCUGUUACAAAUUAUUUGAUGGUAACAAGAAGUGCCAGUCACCACAUCACCAUGGCAACAUUCUCUCUACUCCUUGUGCUAGUGGUUCUCCCGGCAGCCAUCCCGACCAGUGUGUCAGUGGAUGAGGUCACUUCCUGUCCUGUGGAUAAGUACAUCAAUGGCUGCAGUGUUCCUGGGGAUUUGCCGUUCUUCUACAAGAAGACAUUCACACCAGCAUGUCGAAUGCACGAUGUCUGUUACCGAUGUUUUAACGUGUAUGAUUGGAAGAAGGAUUCCUGCGACGCCGUCUUCAAAGCCAACAUGUACAGUCUGUGCAAGGAGAAGUAUGGGCCUUCAUCUGUUUUCCGUGUCCGCAUUUGUCGCCGCGCUGCCGACGGGUAUCACCUUGCAGUGGCAAAAUUAGGAGGAAGUCACUGGGACAAGUACAAGGAUAGUAAAUUUGCAUGGUGUAAUAUGCCUUGCGCGGUAAAGAUUGGAGACCCUGCUAAUACUCUUAAUCCUUGAGAAUGUCAUCAGGCUGACGGAGAAUCUUAAUAAAAUCUACAUAAAUACAUUAA